Molecule: messenger RNA, 2488 nt
Organism: Paralichthys olivaceus (Japanese flounder)
Lineage: Eukaryota; Metazoa; Chordata; Actinopteri; Pleuronectiformes; Paralichthyidae
Source: RefSeq, a predicted model, not a curated record
CAGUGUUGGUGAUGACCGGUCCGAGAAGUCGUCUUCUUCUCUCAUGGAUAUCCAGGCUGUGGCCAGUGAUCCAGAGGAACUCAAUAAACUUCAUGUCCCAAAGCCACCCAAGGGCCAUCAAAAUCCAGUGCUCACAUCAUGUGUGGGUAAAAUUAAUUCAGUGAAGCUGGAUGCUGACUCCCAGUCUCUGUGCUACUCAGGACUGGAGGGGCUUCGCUUUGAUGAUCAAGGAAUGGUUCUUCCACACAGCAUCCUGGGUAGUUUAGAGGAUUUCAGAACUUAUCUUGAGGUCAAAGGGGAGACAGAGUUGGUGAAGCAAAUACCAAAUUCCCAGAGAGAUGCUUCAUAUGAGAUCCAAGGGAGGCAUCACUGUAAGGCAGUGGAGGAAGAGCGUGAGCUCUCGUUAGGCCACAGAAACAUCCAGGGUAAUGCCCUGCAGAAUUGGCAAACACAUAUGAGGCAGCGCAGACAGCAACAGGACCAAUUAUCCAACUUGCUCCACAGACCAGUCGAGAUGUUACUGAUGAACCAAGACAACCGUUUCAGAGAAACCCAGGAGCAAAAGGAAUUUCUAAACCAAGUCAUGCCGCUUAUCCACUCUAGAUAUGGUUAUCGUGUUGGUGAUGAGUUCUGGACUCUCCCCCAGCGUUAUGGGGACGAAAUGAGCGGCAUCACAGCCACUCUGACUCAGACAGAGCAGGGCAGACGAGAACCUGUCACACAUAUCGGACAACCAAGCAGCAUACGACAGGAAUUGGGAAUAAGAUGUGCUGAGAAUCUGCGUCCAGCCUCUCGGUCUUGGGAGCAGAGUGCAUACCUACAACACCAGUACCAGGAGCUGGGGGAACUUCUACAGGACAUGGACUUUAAGAAGCCUGACAUCAGUGGACUGGAGGUGAUCGGCUUUGGCGAGCCAUUCGUCACGGGGUGUCGUAGUCCCUCACCGGAGAGGGAAUGUGAGAAGGAGGAGGAGCACAAGGAGGAGAAGAAGGAGAACUUUGAUCCACUGGCGCAGAGUGAUGAAGCUCGGUCAGAUGUUCUGCUCGGUCCUGCCUUGAGGUUCUGUGGCCAGCUUGCAACGUGGACUGGAAUCUCUGCCACUAACCAGGGAGAAGUAGGAAUCAGUGCCACAAUAAUGUUUGAAGCCCUGACUGGAGAAAGAGCCUGUUCACAUUUGGAGAUGCACAAUGAGGGCACCACGGCCAUUUUCUACAGCUGGCAGCAGCUUCCCAGGCAGAACAGCUUUCCUAACCUGCGAACACAAACAAAGAGCCGGCACUUCUACUUCAAUUCAUCCUCUGGUAUGAUUCUACCAGGUGACAUCCAGCGUGUGGAGUUUAUAUUCAAGUCAGAAAAGCCAGGAAUCGAUACGGAGGUAUGGCAACUCAACACUCACCCUGUGCUGCUUCAAGGAGCCUCCAUGCAGGUCACAUUAAGGGGAGUGGCUCUUUACCAGGACAAAACGGCAGACCAGAGGAAUUUCAUGGAGACAAAGCUGGAAAAUAUCGUCAUGGUGAAAAUGUGUCGGUCCAUGGUGUACAAGAUGCUACAAGGUGUCCACACCCAACAGAGACCCAGCUCUCCUGCAGAGCUCUACAUCACUGAAGAGCAAAGGUUUCUAAACAGAAACCCAAAGUUGCAGUACCAUCAUCAGCCAGUGGAGGACCUAAAGAGACUGUGGGAAGAAGUCAAUCCAGGACACACCUGGGAUCUCUCUGUUCAUAUUCUUCGAAGGGCUGUGCUGUCUCUGCCUGAACAAGAGUCAUCUCAGGACACCAGAGAAAAAAGCUUGGCUCAGCUCAACUCUCUGCUUCUGCAGCUUUCUGAACCCACUGAACUGAAUCACCGCCUUCUAACAGCAGCAGCAAUAGGACAGCAGCUGUGGAGGAGACUCUUGGACUUGAUGGCAGGUGAGGCCAUGUGGCUCAGAAACCAGCUGGGCCUCCCCGAGACACAGACAUGGAUGGAUAAACAGGAGGGGUCGCCCAUCUCUGAUGCUGAUGCUGAUGAUUUGAGCAAAGAUGAGAAGAGUGAGAAAAAGAGAGAAGAGGCUGCAAAAGAGAAGAGGAUAGAGUCGAGAUCCAAAUUAAAUGAUGACACCAAGUCAACUGAAAAAUCAGUGGAGGAGAGCAAAAAGAAGGGGAAAAGAAGAGAAGAAGUGGGAAAGCGCAGCAAGGAAAAGCAAGAGGAGGAGUCUGUGUCACUGACUGAAACCAGUCCAGAGAGCAACAUUCAGCAACUUCCUGGUGAUGUGGAGCCAAAGAUGAUGAAGAUUUACACCAGGCUCCUGCACCAAAAGGUUUAUGCUCUGAUGGAAGACCUGGUGGACACCAUGUGCGACCUGAUGGAUGGAGGCGAUGAGGCACAGGAGCUCUACUGAAUAUAUCAACCUAUUGUAAAUACAUGUCAUAUGUGAUUCCCAAAUCUCUCUCUUAAUCUGUUAAGAAAUCAAUAAAGGUUUUUAUCCCGGCACAGUGGAGAUGUGGCG